AUACAUUUUUGGGACGGUAGAAGCAUUUGGCAUAGAAGUGCUGCCAAGGAGUAACUAAGUUGCCGAACGGGUGAACUCUUCAAGAAUAAAUACAUUGGAUAAGAACGAUGGCUGUAAAAGUACUACUAGAACAAGAGAAAACUUUUUUCACUCUUGUAGUUUUACUUGGCUAUCUGUCAUGUAAAGUGAUUUGUGAAACAGGAGACUGUAGACAACAAGAAUUCAGGGAUCGGUCUGGAAAUUGUGUUCUCUGCAACCAGUGUGGGCCAGGCAUGGAGUUGUCUAAGGAAUGUGGCUUCGGCUAUGGGGAGGAUGCACAGUGCAUGACGUGCCGGCCGCACAGGUUCAAGGAAGACUGGGGCUUCCAGAAAUGCAAGCCGUGUCUGGACUGUGCGCUGGUGAACCGCUUUCAGAAGGCAAAUUGUUCAGCCACCAGCGAUGCCAUCUGUGGCGACUGCUUGCCAGGAUUUUAUAGGAAGACAAAACUGGUUGGUUUUCAAGACAUGGAGUGUGUGCCCUGUGGAGAUCCUCCGCCUCCGUACGAACCACACUGUGCCAGCAAGGUCAACCUUGUGAAGAUUGCAUCCACCGCCUCCAGCCCACGGGACACAGCCCUGGCCGCCGUCAUCUGCAGCGCCCUGGCCACCGUCCUGCUGGCCCUGCUCAUUCUCUGCGUCAUCUAUUGUAAGAGGCAGUUCAUGGAGAAAAAGCCCAGCUGGUCUCUGAGAUCACAGGACAUUCAGUACAACGGUUCUGAACUGUCAUGUUUCGACAGACCUCAGCUCAACGAAUAUGCCCACAGAGCCUGCUGCCAGUGCCGCCGCGACGCGGCCCACACCUGCGGGCCCGUGCACUUGAUCCCGUCCUUGUGCUGUGACGAGGCCUGCGGCGCCGAGCGGCCGGCUCUGGGUUGUGGGACGCGUUCUGCGGCUACACUUCAGGACAGAAGCGCAGGCCCCGUCGGGGAGGCGAUGCCGGCUUUCUUCGGGUCCCUCUCGAGGUCCGUCUGCGGCGAGUUUUCGGAUGCCUGGCCUCUGAUGCGGAAUCCCAUUGGUGGCGACAACAUCUCUUUUUGUGACUCUUAUCCCGAACUCACUGGAGAAGACGUUAAUUCUCUCAAUCCAGAAAAUGAAAGCUCAACAUCUUUGGAUUCCAAUAGUAGUCAGGAUUUGGUUGGUGGAGCUGUUCCAUUUCAAGCUCAUUCUGAAAACUUUACAGAAACUACUGAUGUAUCUAGCUACAACGCCACGCCGACAGAACCAGCACUAACUCAGGAUGCAAUGACUACUGGAAGCCAGCCGGAUCAGGAGAGUGGCGCUGUCAUUAACCUACCCGCGCACACGUCUCUCCAGGAAGCUUAAAAAGGACGUGCUUCUUUCUGCAGUAAAAACGUGUGUCUGGAGCCCAAAGGACCCCCCUCCGUUAGGCUGGUGGACUAAGCACUGUCUGCACCGUGCACAGCUCCUGGGGAAAAAAUAAAUCUGAACCAAACUGAUGGCAUUUUCAGCCUUUCAACCAGUUGCUUCUGUGCCAGGCCAGCUGUAAGUUGAAACCUCGGUGAAUAAUAAGAAGACUCCAGGCAGACUCAUGAUACUUUGUGUCUUUUCUAUACUAGACCCUUCUCUGCUAGAAGAGUGACUUCAAAGGCUGAGGGGUUGAAUUUGCAGCCUACAAGAUUGCGGACCUAUAACAAGAAACAGAAAUGCGUUCGUGCUUAUUUUCAUGGUGAAUGUGGUUUUGUGACACUGAAGACCCAGAGUAUAAAUAUUCACUUACAUUUUCCUUCCAGAGAAGUUUCAUAUAGCCUAUGAAAUGUCAAAUUCAUGACCUUAGUUUUUAUGUAGAAU
This is a messenger RNA of Propithecus coquereli (Coquerel's sifaka), 1847 nucleotides long. It is a transcript of the gene TNFRSF19, whose product is annotated as tumor necrosis factor receptor superfamily, member 19. Gene Ontology annotation, molecular function: signaling receptor activity; protein binding. Gene Ontology annotation, biological process: positive regulation of canonical NF-kappaB signal transduction; positive regulation of JNK cascade. The transcript is spliced from 10 exons. Lineage: Eukaryota; Metazoa; Chordata; Mammalia; Primates; Indriidae. The record is from RefSeq and is a predicted model, not a curated record. Bases 108 to 1361 code for a protein of 417 amino acids. Gene Ontology annotation, cellular component: plasma membrane.